AUGAAUAAAGACAUGGGCAUCACGGUUGCUGGAAUUACGGGACUUACUGGUACUGCUGCUGAUCGUUUAAAUAAUCCGUUUAGUUUGGCAAUCGAUUAUGAUAAUACACUUUAUAUUACUGAUUACGGAUGUCAUAGGGUUCAAUCCUGGCUUAGAGGAGCAUCGAACGGAUCAACUAUUGCCGGACAAAAAAAUUGUACGGCAGGUGGAAGUUUAAAUCAGUUUAACCUACCUACUGGUAUUAUCGUUGAUUCAAAUAGUAAUCUGUACAUAGCAGAUUCUCAGAAUUCACGAAUUCUUUUUUGGCCUAGAAAUGGUACUUCAGGAAGAAUAGUCGCUGGCAACGGUACUGCUGGUACUACAAACAAUGCAUUGAGUUUAACAUAUGGGAUUUCACGAGACUCGAAUUCGGAUACACUUUAUGUAGCAGAUUAUUACAAUCACAGGAUAAUGAGCUACAUGUCAAAUGCAACUUUUGGAACUGUGGUUGCUGGCGGAAAUGGUGGUGGAACAAAUUAUACACAAUUAUAUUAUCCUACAAGUAUUUAUUUCGAAGCAUUAUCGAAUAGUCUAAUCAUUGAUAAUUAUGCAGCGAACAAUAUUGUUCGAUGGACAAUAGGUGAUAGUAAGUGGACGUUGCUUGCUGGUAGUAUUAAUUCAUCACCUGGUACUACGUCUACACUUCUUAAUUCUCCUGUUGGUAUAACGUUAGAUCCAAUGGGAAAUAUGUAUGUUGCAGAUGCGGGAAAUCAUAGAAUUCAAUUCUAUCCAUCAAAUCAAUCGAUUGCUUCAACCAUUGCCGGUGUUACAAAUUCACAAGGUUCCAAUGCUACUCAUCUGUCUGCUCCAUAUGGUUUAGCAUUGGAUAGUCAACUUAAUUUAUAUGUAGCUGAUACCAGUAACAACCGCAUUCAAAAAUUUGUACGCUAUUAA
Adineta steineri is the source of this 933-nucleotide messenger RNA. Lineage: Eukaryota; Metazoa; Rotifera; Eurotatoria; Adinetida; Adinetidae. The record is from the annotation of a GenBank genome assembly.